Penicillium odoratum is the source of this 1119-nucleotide messenger RNA. RefSeq lists its product as uncharacterized. Gene Ontology annotation, cellular component: cytosol. Gene Ontology annotation, molecular function: D-arabinose 1-dehydrogenase [NAD(P)+] activity. Gene Ontology annotation, biological process: dehydro-D-arabinono-1,4-lactone biosynthetic process. NCBI's taxonomy places the organism in Eukaryota, Fungi, Ascomycota, Eurotiomycetes, Eurotiales, Aspergillaceae. The record is from RefSeq and is a predicted model, not a curated record. The transcript has a single exon. Bases 1 to 1119 code for a protein of 372 amino acids.
AUGAGCGUUUCCAAACCUUCAACACUAUUAUCACAGAUACUUCCGCCGCUCGUGUUGGGCGGUGCGGGAUUCAGCCAUCAGUUACGGCAUAAUCCCAAUUCAAGCCAAACCCUGGACGUUCUUAAACGCGCGUUUGAACUUGGCUUGCGCGCAAUCGACACCUCUGCAUAUUACCACCCGUCUGAAAUACUCCUUGGUGAAGCGCUGUCUCACCCCGACAUCACAAGUCACUACUCUCGCGAUCAUUACUUUUUGAUGACCAAAACUGGGCGCAUUAGUGUCGAUCAGUUCGACUAUUCGCCCGCUUGGAUACGACGCUCGGUAUUACGGUCGCUGCAACGCCUACAAACAAGCUAUCUAGAUGUCGUGUUCUGUCAUGAUGUCGAAUUUGUCCCCGAGAAAGAAGCGCUUCAAGCUGUGGGCACCUUGAUCGAUAUGGUUCAGGAGGGUCACAUCCGAUACAUUGGCAUAUCAGGAUACCGCAUCGAUAUCCUCGCUCGCCUUGCCCACCGCGUCAAGGAGCAAUACAACCGCCCCUUGGAUAUCAUACAGAAUUGGGCGCAGUUGACUCUUCAAAAUGAUCGACUAGCGCAUGAAGGUUUGGCGGCCUUCCAGCGUGCCGGUGUUUCGUCCGUGUGUAGCUCCAGUCCACUGGCGAUCGGUCUUCUCCGUGAAAACGGGGUUCCCGUUGGGGAUUUGGGCGACUUCCAUCCUGCCCCUCCGGGUUUGCGCAAAGCAGCCCAAGCAGCCUCUGAGUACGUUAAAGCCCGUGGCGAAUCCCUUGCAGAUUUGGCGCUGCGAUAUGCUAUUCGGCGAGCACAGAUGGAGUCUUCAGAUGGGUUCCGUGUUACUACGAUCAUGGGCAUCGCUAAUGUUGCCGAACUGGAAGAAAAUCUUGUGUCAGCUCAAAAGAUUCUCCAAAAGUCCGAAGAGAACGGUUCUCACUGGCUUUGGGGUACAAAUACUACCGAAAUAAUUGAGUCUGGAGACACGGAUGCAGAAGAUGAGAUGUAUGCAAAGGUGCAGAAAAUUCUGGGACCGUGGCGAAAUUAUAGCUUCCCAAGUCCAGGUGACGGCUGGGAUGUAACUCAUAAGCGCAUGGGGACAGUGAAGCUAUGA